This is a messenger RNA of Capronia epimyces CBS 606.96, 2010 nucleotides long. Its product is annotated as NAD+ synthase (glutamine-hydrolyzing). Gene Ontology annotation, molecular function: NAD+ synthase (glutamine-hydrolyzing) activity; glutaminase activity; ATP binding. The transcript is spliced from 17 exons. Gene Ontology annotation, cellular component: cytoplasm. The record is from RefSeq and is a predicted model, not a curated record. Gene Ontology annotation, biological process: NAD+ biosynthetic process. The coding region runs from base 1 to 2010 and encodes 669 amino acids. NCBI's taxonomy places the organism in Eukaryota, Fungi, Ascomycota, Eurotiomycetes, Chaetothyriales, Herpotrichiellaceae.
AUGACCUUCAUCACCGUCGCUAGCGCCACGCUUCCCAGCGUGCCGCUGGACUUCCAGGGGAAUCUUCAGAGAAUCCUGGAAAGUAUCCGACUUGCGAAGGCCCAAGGAGCCAGACUUCGCACUGGACCUGAAUUGGAAGUUCCUGGUUAUGGAUGUCUCGAUCAUCACCUCGAAGGUGAUACCUUUUUCCACAGCUGGGAGGUAGUUGCCCAGAUUCUCAACGAUCCUGUGACGAAAGAUAUGCUCGUCGACGUAGGUAUGGGCGUGAGACAUCGGAAUGUGCGUUACAACUGCCGCAUUCUGCUUACAUACCAAAAAAUCUUCUUCAUCCGACCUAAAAUGAGCCUUGCCAAUGAUGGACUGUACCGGGAGGCCCGUCAUUUCACAGCUUGGGUCAAGCCGAGAACGGUUGAAACGUACUAUCUUGAGCAGAUCAUACGCGACAUUACUGGACAGAAAACUGUACCAAUUGGAGAUGCGGUGCUUUCCACAUUAGACACGUCCGUGGGCUGUGAGACAUGCGAGGAACUUUUUACUCCACUGAAUCCAUCUACCCAUAUGGGACUCAACGGCGUGGAAGUCAUUGUCAAUUCAAGUGCCUCCCACGCCGAGCUGAGGAAGCUAAACACGAGACUCUCCCUGAUCCAGAAUUGCACGCGGAAGCUUGGAGGAAUUUACAUCUAUGCUAACGCAACUGGAGUUGAUGGCGAGGCCAGAAUGAUGUUUGACGGCUCAUCAAUGAUUUUGAGCAACGGUCGUGUGAUGAACCAAUCCGCCCAAUACUCCUUGAAGCCUGUCGAGGUCAUCACUGCGACAAUUGAUCUCGAAGAGGUCCGCAGUUACAGGAGCAGCAUAUCGCGAAACGUACAAGGCGCGGCGCAGCCAGACUACCCCCGUAUCGACUGUGAUCUAUGUCUAUCCUGUCCCGCCGACGAGGUUUUACUCUCAAACACCUUGCAACUGUCGCGAGAAAUUUCGCUCCAGAUUCUCGACCCGAUGGAAGAAAUCUAUCGAGCUGAGGCGGCAUUUCUGUGGCAGUAUCUCACCCGCUCGAACGCUGCGGGCUAUUUCCUCGCUCUUUCUGGAGGUCUCGACAGCGCCACCGUCGCGCUCUUUGUUUUCGGCAUGGCCAAGGUGGUUUUAGACUCGAUCAACUCAGGGGACAGCAACACACUGGCGGAUUUGCGUCGAAUUACGGGCGAGCCAACCCUCACCGUCAAAACACCGCAGGACAUUGUAAAGAGGCUCCUGCACACAUGCUAUAUGGCGGCACAACACAGCGGGGACCUAACGAGAUCGCGCUCCAGACGACUAGCCGAGAGUAUCGGUGGGUAUCACUCCGACGUCAACAUCGACGGUACUGUUGCCGCACACGAGAAAAUCGUGGAACAGGCCUUGAACUUUAAGCCAAGAUUUCAAGUUGAGGGAGGAAGCCGUGCAGAGAACCUUGCAAAACAGAACAUCCAAGCUCGAAACAGAAUGGUCAUUGCAUACGAGAUGGCGCAGCUUAGCACCACAGCUCGGAAACUGCCACGGGCUGGUGCAAGUCUACUAGUCAUGUCAUCGGCCAAUGUCGACGAAGCUCUCCGAGGGUACUUAACCAAAUAUGACUGCUCGUCUGGAGACAUUGCGCCAUUGGGGAGUAUAUCGAAAUCAGAUGCCCGAGCGUUUCUGGCCUGGGCACGUGAGAAGUGGGAUAUGCCGAUCAUAACGGAAUUCAUCGAUGCGCGUCCAACGGCCGAGCUUCUGCCCCUUUCCGCUGGGGAGCAAGACGACGAAUCCGAGGCUGAGAUGGGACUGACCUAUGACGAACUGAGCACUUUUGGAGUUCUCCGCAAGGUGGAAAAGCUUGGCCCGUGGUCUUGUUACUUGCGACUCUUGAUUGAGUGGCAAGAUCGGCCUGGAUUCGGGCCUCAGCAAGUAGCAACCAAGGUCCAGCGCUUCUUCCGUUACUAUCCGGAUUGGGGACUGCCAUCCAUGGAUGAGAUGCUCUGGGCGUGGUUCAUGUGA